Messenger RNA from Durusdinium trenchii, 2445 nucleotides. The record is from the annotation of a GenBank genome assembly. Lineage: Eukaryota; Dinophyceae; Suessiales; Symbiodiniaceae.
AUGGCCCACCGACCUCGCCGCUUCACUGACCUUCUCCAGGACUGGAGUGAGUUGCUGAAUGAGGCCGCUGAGGCUUGGGAGGACAAGUCGGUGGUCUUGGCAGCAGUGAGCUCUUGCGGUUGGGCCUUGCGCUAUGCAUCCGAGGAGCUGAAGAAUGACCAGGAUGUGGCAUUAGCUGCUGUGCAGCAGAACGGCUUAGCUUUGCAGUUCGCCUCGCCGGCGCUGCGCGCCCAGCGCGCCCUGGCGCUGGCCGCGGUGGCGCAGUGCGGCCGCGCCUUCGCCUUCGCGGCGGAGGAGCUGCGGAGGGAGCGGAGCUUCGUGCUGGCGGCGGCCGGGCGAAACGGCCAUGUGCUGAAGUACGUGGAGGAGGCCCUGCAAGACGAGGAGGUGGUCCAACAGGCCAUCGAGCAGUGCGGCAGCGCUUUGAGCGAUGUCUUAGGCGAUGCCUUUGAGGAGAGCUCCAGGCAGAAGAAGAUCAAACACGUGCUCCUGGACAAGGCAUGCAUAGGGCGCACUCCUGAGAAAGCUCCUUCUUCAGCAUUCUGUCAGGAGCAGAUCCCCAACAUUUGCUUCUUCGGCCUGGACACCGACACCUCCUCCGCGCCCGGCGCGCGCGGGGUGCAGCGCGCGCUGGGCCCCGCCGGAGCGGGGCUGCUGGAGAUGGCGGCGCUGGGGUUGCCGGUGCCACGGGGGUUCUGCCUCACGGAUGGAGCGCAGUGGGGCGAGGCGAAAAUGGCCUUGAGGCAGUUGGAGGCCGAGUUGGGGGGUUGGAGUUGGCGGGUCCGUGGACCGCUGCUCUUAUCGCUGCGGAACGGGCAGACCGAGAUCUCCAACUUGGGCUUGACCGACGAGAUUGCCUUGCAACUGGCGACGGAGGGGAUAUCGUAUGAGAACGCCAACUGCGCGUGGGACUCCUACCGCCGCCUGGUGGUCUCCUAUGCCAAGACGGUGCACCGCCUAAGCGCGGAGCCCUUCGACGCGGAGCUUUCCAAGCUCAAGGACCAGCUCGCAACCAAGGAUCAUCUUGGUGGUCGCUUGGAAGAUUGGCAGCUGCCCACCCGCGAGCUGGAGAAGUUGGUGGAGACUUACAAGCUCAUCUUCGAAGACCAGACUGGAGAAGCCUUUCCUCAGGACCCAGCGGCACCGCCCCAAUCGGGUGGAGAGCUGGACCCGGAAGUCCAGUUCAAGAAGUCCCUGGCGGCGCUGGAGGGCACGGUGAUCGUCGAGAGCAUGGUCUUCGGCAACUACGACUUCGACUCCGGCGUCGGCGUGCUGCAGCUGCAGGAGCCCGGCCUCAACGGCGCCUGGCUGCCGAAGGCGCAGCGCGAGGACCUGCCGGAGCGACCGCGCCGGUCGCUGUCGAAGCAGCACUCCCAGGACUGGGCCAAGGCCAAUGCGAUCUCUGAGAGCGUGCGCGAGACCGAGUUCCUGUCCUUGGAAGAGAAGUUCUUGCCCGUUUGCGCCGGUCUGGCGCAUUGCAAGGACGACGUGUUGUUGAAGGCUCACCUUCAGGUGGAUGCCGUGCACUUUGCGGUCCAGCAAGGCCGUUUGUGGCUCCUCGGCCCGGCGCCCACGUCGCCGGCGAGCGCGUCCACGGCCAGUGGGGGCAGCGAGUGCAGCCGCUUGGGUUCGGUGCGUGGGGAGAGAAUCGAUGGGUUUGUGGAGAUUGAUUGUGGUGGAUGGAGGUGGGAUAUAGAACAUGAUAGGAACUUUCUGUUUACAAAAGGGGAAGGUGAAAGAGGGUCGACUAAGUCUAAGCUACCUUUUUUGGCACUUGCCCAUGAUUGUCGGACCUUAGCCAGACUUGGCCGAAAGCUCCGAGGCCUUUUGGAGGAGCCGGAGGAGCUGCCAGAGCCGAUUCCACCUGAGCCAGAGCUCGAGCUGCCGGAGCUUUUCGAGGAGUCUGAGCUUCCCGAGACUGCUCCUGAGCCGCUGCCGGCCGCUGCGACCGAGCUCCCUGAACUCGUGACCCGCCGCGACGGCUUCCGCAGCUUCGGCGUUCGCGGCGGCGGCGCGGUGCGCCUGCGCUUCUGGGGCCGCGGAAGGAAAGCGCCGGCGGCGGCGCCGGCGCCGGCGGCCACGGUGGAGGAGACGACGGUGGCACGGCUGGCGCUGCCGGUGUGGCAGACGAUGUUGGCCGGCGGGUUGGCAUGCGUGGCUCACCGGGCUGUUGCUGGGAGUGUGGAGGACUUGCUGAAGCGCGGAGGGGUGCGGCAGGCGCCCCAGGCGAGGAGUGUUGGGGUGGAAAUGUCGUUCGGUACGGAGGCCGUGGGGGGAACGGGACGUUCUUUUUUUCAAGUUGGAACUAGCCGGCGUUUCGCGGAUCUCCACACGCACUGGCGACGCUGUGCAGGUUCUGGCCAAGAACCUGCUGAAGUUCUCUGGGGGAUUUCCUUUUGGGGCUUUGUGCUGCAGCUUGUAUGUGCCUUGGUGAAGCCAAGAUAG